CCCCCUCGCCCCCCGCCGCGCCGCUCCGAUCCGGCCCGGCGCUCGGCCCUCGCGCGGGGGACGCGCAAUGGCCCUCGACAUCGCCGGCGCGCCGCCCCCGGGGCCCGACGCCGCCGACGCCCCGGUGGAGGAGCUGGACGCCAGGUACGCGCCGUACGCGCGCCGGGACGCGUACGGGGUCAUGGGCCGCGGGCCGCUGGCGCCGGCGGAGGCGGCGCGGCUCGCGAUCGCGGCCGCCGUGCUCCUCCCGCUCCGCCUCGUCGCGGGGAUGCUCGUGGUCCUGCUCUACUACCUCGUCUGCCGCGUGUGCACGCUGUUCGCCGCCGCGGAUGGGGGCCGGCCCCGGCUCGUGGGGUGGAGGAGGAGGGCGGUCCUGCGGGCGGGCUGCUCGCUCUCGCGGGCAAUGCUGUUCGUCUUCGGCUUCUACUGGAUCCGCGAGACCGACAAGAGGCUCCCCAGUGCCGAGGAUGUAAAUCAAGGCCGUUCUGAAGAAUUGGGAAGACCAGGGGCAAUUGUUUCUAAUCAUGUGUCUUAUGUGGAUAUUCUUUAUCACAUGUCAGCUUCUUUUCCAAGUUUUGUUGCUAAGGAGUCAGUGUCCAGGUUGCCUCUAAUUGGUCUCAUAAGCAAGUGUCUUGGAUGCAUUUUUGUUCAACGAGAAUCGAAGUCCUCAGAUUCUAAAGGUGUCUCAGGUGCUGUAACUGAAAGGGUCCGAGAGGUUUCUCAAGAUAAGAAUACCCCAAUGAUGUUACUGUUUCCAGAGGGAACUACUACAAAUGGAGAUUACCUUCUUCCAUUUAAGACCGGAGCCUUUCUUGCAAGUGCACCAGUGCAGCCAGUCAUUUUGAGAUACACUUACAGGAGAUUUAGUCCGGCAUGGGAUUCCAUGGAUGGAGCACGUCAUGUGUUUCUGCUCCUAUGUCAAUUUGUAAAUUACAUGGAGGUGGUUCGGUUGCCUGUAUAUUAUCCUUCUGAACAAGAAAAGGAAGAUCCUAAACUCUACGCAAAUAAUGUCAGAAAACUGAUAUCAACGGAGGGAAAUUUGAUUCUUUCUAAUCUUGGCCUGGCGGACAAGCGUGUAUACCAUGCAGCACUGAAUGGUAGUAGUCUACCUGACAAUCGACAUCAAAAAGAUGACUGAAAGCCUUUGCUUGCUUUUUUUUUUAACUUACAGCUGAGGAGUAUUUAAGAUGUGAUUGUGCGGAUUUUUAGUUUGUCAUGCUGCACUUGCUUCCCUUGUUUAAGGAGCAUGUUGAAUACCCUCCUGAUACAACAAUGUACAAAAAACAUUUGUCGUUAUAGUUUGAUAUCUGGUUGGUGCCU
Molecule: messenger RNA, 1320 nt
Organism: Panicum hallii
Lineage: Eukaryota; Viridiplantae; Streptophyta; Magnoliopsida; Poales; Poaceae
Product: lysophospholipid acyltransferase LPEAT1-like
Exons: 8
Coding region: 68-1138 (356 amino acids)
Biological process (GO): phospholipid metabolic process
Cellular component (GO): endoplasmic reticulum
Molecular function (GO): lysophosphatidylethanolamine acyltransferase activity
Source: RefSeq, a predicted model, not a curated record